CCAUUCUCUUUCUUGGAAAAUAGAUUAGGCGGUUUCUCUUUCUCAUCCCAAAUAAAUAAAAAGAAGAGGCACCUGAAAUUAAAAAAUAUCUCAAAAAAAAAAGAAAAAAAGAGAGGCACCUGAAGAUAACCCCAAGCCUCAUUACGAUCAAUCAUCAGAGUAUUUAGGGUUUCGAUCCUCCCAUAAUUUGUCUCAAUUUCCCCUCCUUUCCAAGAGUUUAGAGGGUGUCGGAAAAUGCAGGGAGGCAGGGGUGGAAGGGAUCCUUUCUAUGAUUUUGGUGGCGAUCCUUUUGGUGGUUUUGGGGGCCUUGGAGGAUUUGGUGGUCCUAGAAGUUUGCUCUCCAAUUUCUUUGGAGGAAGGGACCCUUUUGAUGACCCUUUCUUCACACGCCCUUUUGGAAGCAUGUUUGAAUCAAGCUUCUUUGGCCCCGGCCAGAGUCCUUUUCCGGAUAUGCAUCCUACUGGAUUUAUUGAGCAUCAGGCCCCGGAGCCAAAGAGACCAAGGGGCCUGAUUAUUCAAGAACUAAAUUCUGAUGAUGAAAAAGAAGAAGCAGAUAAAGAGAUGAAAGAUAAUCCUAGAAAGCAUGGUAGGUCUGAUGAUGAACCUUAUGUUGAGGUUCCAGAUGAUGUAGCUGGACAGUCUGAGAGAAGGAACAGGCAUUUGCAGUAUAUGAAUGGUUACAAUAGUUCAUAUCAGCGACAGCAGCAACAGCCUCAAACUCGUAGCUUUACAUUUCAGAGCUCCGCUGUCACUUAUGGUGGUGCUAAUGGAGCUUACUAUACUUCAUCCAAAACAAGGAGGACUGGAAGUGAUGGAGUUAUCUUUGAAGAAAGCAAAGAAGCUGACACAGCCACAGGUCAAGCAAGCCACUUGGUUUCUAGGGGGCUUCAUGACAAGGGUCAUUCAGUUCUGAGAAAGCUGGGUUCAGAUGGUAGGGUGGAUACAAUGCAGACCUUGCACAAUUUGAAUGAAGAUAAGCUUGCUGGUUUUGAAGAAGCAUGGAAUGGAAAUGCCAGAAAGCAUUUGCCUGGCUGGUCUGGGAGUUUGAAUGGCCAUGAUGCUAUAGGGACUGGUCGCAGUGAGAAUGGGCAGGCUGGUCGGGGAGGGUGGGCACUUCCUUCUACCGAGCGUUCUCAACAGUCAGGGAGAGUGAUGCUGGAUGCCAGAGACAGGGCAGGCCUCUCUAGCAACCAGCAUUCUAUGAGGGCUAAAGGUUCAAGAGAUUUUAAAGAUAAGAGUUCUCACUCACAAGGGAAGCGAAGGGACUAAGUUGAAAGGCACGAGUAGAUCAUGUGGAGAAGAGGUUAUUGCCUGUGUUAGGCUAUAGCCAUCUUUUCUAGUUUAAGGCAUUUGUUUGCCCUUUAGUUUUCCGCUCUUUAGUUGCAUAUUUUAUAAUGUGUCUGUUGUGUCAGACCAUUUGCUUUUGAGGUGGUUAAUGCAGAGAGCUUUUAGACAAUUUCUGCAAAUGAUGCCCUUUUAAGUUCCACGUAUUAUCACAUUAUAAUCUCGAGUUUUCAGUACGUAAAACUUGCAAUUUGAGAUGAUUGCCCAUCUAAUGGUUUCUUUCU
Durio zibethinus is the source of this 1568-nucleotide messenger RNA. RefSeq lists its product as uncharacterized. NCBI's taxonomy places the organism in Eukaryota, Viridiplantae, Streptophyta, Magnoliopsida, Malvales, Malvaceae. The record is from RefSeq and is a predicted model, not a curated record.